AUGAGCACAGAGCCAGGCCCCAUAGAAGCUGAAAUUGAUCAGAGUGAAACUGCACCACUUGAGAUGGAGGACACAACCUUCCACACCAGGUCUUCCAUCAGCAGUUUAAAGGGCUUUCAAGAUGUUGAACUUUCAGAGAGAGAUGUUUCAAAGGAUGACAUUGCUCUGACCCUGAAGGUGCUAAAGAAAAUUCAUGACACAAGAGGCAAGAAAGCUACAGCUCAGAAACUCAUAAAGAAGCACAAGAAAAGAAAAGAAAAAGUUUUAGUUGAGGAAGUUUUGCCAACUAUAAAAGAAGAACCAGUUAGGAAAAUAAUUAAAGCUCAGGGGCAGGGUGCUGCAGGAAUGCCUGGCCAAAGGGCUGGAGAUGGUGCCUCAUGGUGGGAAUCUCUAUGUCAUCUUAUGACCCUGAGGCUAUCCAGAUCUCAAACAAAAAUGUCAGAAGAUCUAAACACUGAGUUAGUUACUGUGGCUCAGGAGAUUCAGGCAGAUCGGCACCCCAGCUGGGAACUCUUUCAGGAGAUCUGCCCCCUGUUGAAGAAAGAAAGCAAGGAUAAGCUUGAAGACCUUGCCUGGGAUGUAGUGUGGCCAGAGGAGAAACCAACUUUUGUCUGUGAAGAAGCAAUUAGAGAGGACAUGGUUAUCAGAGAUAAGAAAGAGAAUAAAGAGAUACCAGAGGAGCAAAAAGAGCAAGUGCAAAAGGAAGAAAGGGACAUGCAGGGCUUGCAGGAAGUAAUUCCAAAAAAAGGCAAGAAAAAGAAAGUUAUUUUUUUAGAACUGGGUGAUCUAACUAAGAGAAAACAAAAGUCAAAGAAGGAAGAAAAGAAAUCCUCUAAGAAGAUAUCUAGAGAAGAGAGGAAAACAAUACAGGAAGAAAGUAAAGUAGGUGAAAAAGAGGAGAAUGACCAAAGAAGAGGAAGAUUCAGCAAGAAAGUAGAGGAAAUGACAAAAGCAGAGGAGGAAGUGACUGAACGAAAAGAAAAACCAAUUAUUGCUGAAAUAAUGCUGUCUUGGCAAGAGUGGAAGAACUCAUGGAAUCAGUGCAAGCAGGCACACAAUGAAACAAGAAUAUCCUGGGAAGAAUGGAAGCAAGACUGGGACAGAAGGUGUCUUCAAGAAGAGAAGAAAAUACCCCAGGCUAAAGAGAAGCUAUUCCCAGAGGAGGAAAUGCCAAAGGGGGAAAAAAAGCUUAGAUGGGAUGAGUGGAGACAGCUCUAGGAAAAAAUAUUGUCAUCCAGAUCCAAGGAUGAGAAAGAAUUCACUCUAGAGAAAGAACUAUUUAAAGAGUGGGAGGAAAUAUCUAAGGAAAUGGAAGAGGAAGGAGGAGGAGAAGAAGAAGAAAAAGAAGAGCUUGUCACAGAAGAGCAAAGACAGAUCCAGGAAGAGCAUAUAAAGGUCAGGAGUCAGAGAAAACAAGCCCAACAUAAAAGACAACAAGCCAAAGAAGAGAAAAGACUAGCACAAGAAGAGGAACUUGCACAAGAAGAGAGAAGGUUGGCCCAGAAAGAGGGAAAACUGGCCCAAGAAUAUAUGAAAAUCUCCCUGAAAGACAGGAAAAUGGCCUAGGAAGAGAGUAAGUUUGCCCAGAAAGAGGAAAAACUGGCACAGAGAGAGGAGGUGCUAAGCCACAAAGCGGAGCAAUUGGCCCACUAAAGGAAGAAACUGGCCAAGAAAUUGGAGAAGACUGCCCAAGAAGAAGAGAAACUAGCAAAGAAAGUAGAGAAAGCUAUUGAGGCAAAAAUACUAUUGGCCCAGAAAGGGGAAACACUGAAGCAGAAGGAGCAAAGUCUGGAAUGGCAAGAAAAUGAGUUUGCCGAGAAACUUGAGGAACUGGCAAGGAAUAUGGAAGACCUGGCUUCAAAAGAAGUUGAGCUGAACCAGGAAGAAGAGAGAUUGGUUAAGGAAAAGGAGGAAGUGGCUCAGGAAGAGAAGAUACUGGCUUGGCGAGAGGAGACUCUGGCUAAGAAAGAGAAAGCACUGGCCCAGGAAGAAGAGAUGCUAGUGCAAGAAGAAGAGAAACUGACCCAGGACAAGGAAAAACCCAGGGAAGCAAGAAGAUUGGCUCAGAAAAGGCAGAAAAUGAUAGAGGAAAAAGAGAAACUGGCCCAGGAAAGGGAAAAACUGGUCCAGAACAAGAAAGAAUUCACACAGAGAAAGGAGAGACUAGCCCAAGAGGAAGAGAAACUGGCUCAAAAAAGGAAGAAUUUGGUUCAGGAAAAGGAAAAAUUGGCUCAGAGGAAAGAAGAUCUCCACCGUGUCAAAGAAGACCCCCUCCAGGAGAGAGAACAAUUAGCUCAAGUAAAGAAGAAAAUAGGGAUGUACAAGGAGACACUGGCUUAGGUAGAGGAGAAGCUGAAACAGGAAAAGGAGGUAGUGGUCAAGAAGAAGGAGAAGCUGGAUGCUGUAGAGAAGAAACUGGUUCAAGCAGGUGGAAUUCUGGCUAAAAAUCAGGAGAAAGUGGCCCAGAAAAAAAUGGAAUUAGCUGUAGAGAAGAAGGCAGUGUUCCAAGGAAGGAAAAUGCUCAUAGAUGAGCUGGAUGUUGCUAAGGAAGAAAAGACAUUGAACAUGAAAAGGAAGAUGAUGGUACUUCAAAAUCUAAUCAGUGAUGAAAGGAAAAUAACCCAGGAAGAAAUAAAGAUGACAAAGAUAAAGCGGCCACUCCUUGUCAAGGAGAAUGAACUGAGCAAGGAACAGAGCAGACUUGAUAUCAAAGAGUUGAAUUUUUCUGAGCAAGAAUCAAAACUUGCCACAGAUGAAAAGAAACUGGCUAAGAAGCAGAGAAAAAUAGCCAAGAAACUGAGAAAUAUUACAAAUCAAGAGAAAAAAAUGGCUGAGGAAGAAAGUAGAUUGGCCAAGGAACAGAGAGAAGUCAUACAGGCUGUAGAAGAGGAAGAGGAAAUCCCAUCCCUUAAACGAAGGCAGAAAAAAAGAAAACAAUCAAAAGAAAUUGAUACCCCAAAGGGAAAGUUUUACAGAAAAGUGGAUGAGAUGGAAAGUGAAGAGAGCAUUUCUAAGGAAAUAGAAAGCCUAUUAGAAGAAGUAGGACAAGAAAGUUUGUCUGAAGAGGAGGAAGAAGAAGAGGAAGAGGAGGAAGAAGAGAUGGAAGAGGUGGAGGAAGAGGUGGAGGAGGAAGAAGAGGAAGAGGAGGAGGAGGAAGAAGAGAAGUAUGAGAAGAGAAAGGAGAAGGAAAAGAAGAGGAAGAAAAGGAAGGUGGAAGAAGAGGAUGAAGGUUUCAAGGAAGAGAGAGAAAGCAUGAGUGAGGAAGAGUUGGAAAAUUUGAGAGAGACAGAAGAGAACUCAAUAGAAGCGAGCCAAGAAAAAGACAUUUUAAAAAGGGCAAAACUAUUUAAGUUACAAGAAGAAAGAGAAAAGGACCUACAAAGAAGGGAAGUGGUCCCUUCUAUUGAAGAAAGAUUCCUUGGGGUCGAAAGCAGGGAUAUAAAAUGGGGAGAUCUAAAAAGCUCUUCCAGACCAUUGAUCUUAGUACCUAAGGAUAUGGGACGAAAGACACAAAUGCCACUGCCUACCAAACAAAUAUCCUUGGAAGGAAAACCCACAGCACUCCAGGCAUGGAGGACAUUCUUACAGAUAAAGUUGACAGAUAAAGAAAGAGAAUUGUUGGAGAAAUAUAAACCCAUGCCUCUACAUGUGUUAAAUACAAGUUUAGUGUCCCAAGAGCAGGACAUGAAGACAUUAUUUAUGUCUGACAUAUUUAGAACUGUAGAGGCUCACAAAUUCCUACACAGACUCCCAGAUCCCAGGUCUAAGUGGCUUUUGCAGCAUCAUCCAACUCUGGAAAAUUGAAGGAAGGUACAACUACCUCUUCCCCAGAUCCUUGCUGACAAACAACAUCCAGAGGUAGAGGUAAGCCUCUCAGAUUUAGAGUGGAUCCACCAGGUCCUAGAAAGGAUGGAAGCAGGAGAACAGCUUUCCAGAGAUAGCUUCCACAGACUGUGUCAGCUCCUCAAAGACCUGACCUCAGAGGGAAACUUAGAGUGGCUAUGCCCAGCAAUGCUUGAAACCAUUGUGCACCAUCACAUGCAAGCUCUGGAAUCACAAAGCACAAGGGCCUCAAAGCCCAGUGAGGAGUCCAUGCGUCUAAAACACCUGAAAGUGAUUCCUCCUAUAAAAGGAAAGGAAAAGGAAAGUUGGCUAAAACCUUUGACUGCCCCCACACCAAAGUUCCCAUUACCUUCCAAGAGGAUUACAGACCCAAAUGCUACAAAUUGGCAUCUUUUAGGUGAGCCUUUCAGGAGUACAGGGAUACAGCAGUUAUCCAAUGGUCUAAAAGAAAUGCAGAUACAUUUUUAUCCCGUCACAAGAGACCUCUUCACAAGUGCCCGUGCCUCUGUGAACAAACAAACACUGGCACUAAUGUUUCAGAAUGACCUUAGGGCUUUUAAGGGUAAGGACAGAUUUCCUAAAUUGCCCAAGUUGGAGAAGAAGACACAGCCUAUCUCGAAAGAAGAGGUACCUCCAUGGGAGACAUUUGUGGCACUGUACCAUGUUUUGCGGAUGCUCCAGCAGCGAUAUGCCAAAGACAUUGCUGCUUGGAUGGAACAGUUCCAUCAGCUCAUGGACUUGUACCAAGUCAAGUCCCUCAGAAUCCAGAGGCUGCUACAAGAUCUGCUACUGAGAGAGGAGCCUCAACCCAAACAGAUCUACAAAGAGGCCCUCAAGGCCAUGGAGCUAGUGCCUGGGGAACGGCUACUCUAUUGCUUGGUUUGUGGACAUUCCCAUGACCUUGCAGGUCCCCUCAAGUUCCAGAAUGUGAUACCCAUCUCUGGGCAGAACAAGGUGCACACUGUCCAACCUGUGGGGAUUGCACAGUAUGGAUUUUUAGAGCUUUCCUGGAAAAGCCUACCGCAAGUCAAUCCUUUCCACAUUGAGAGGCUACCCAACACCUCCAUUCUCUGAUUUGGCCUAAUUUUAAGACUUUGAGAUCCUGUUGGAAAUCAUGAGACUGGGCCACAGAUUUUAAACAUGCUCACUUGCUAUCUACUUCAACGUGAGGUUAGACAAGGGCUUUCAAUCAGCUCCAUAAAUGCUACUGUAUACUGAAUAAAAUGAAAUUUCUCAUUUGUAACAAAUAUUUUUACUUCUUUUCCUCUAUAAGCCUGGAAUGUCCUGGAAUGUGGCCACAGAAAAUACUCUGUCUUAUGGGAAACAUUUUUUUUCAGUCAAUGGAGUACAUCUUUUGGAGAGCAGGGCCCAGUGAUGAUCAUCUUUUGAUAGAAAAGUUUGUCCUAGCAAUCUUUUUUUCCCAUUAGCUCCUAUUUACUUUCCUCAGAAGAUCUCAUGCAAUUGAUCUUUUAUUAACUUACCAUUAAUAUGAGAGAAAGCCUAUUAAUUUUGCCCCUAUACA
Messenger RNA from Heterocephalus glaber (naked mole-rat), 5365 nucleotides. The record is from RefSeq and is a predicted model, not a curated record. NCBI's taxonomy places the organism in Eukaryota, Metazoa, Chordata, Mammalia, Rodentia, Bathyergidae.